AUGGAAGAGAACGGAGUAUUACCAUAUGGUGCAUUGAAGAAGACAGCAGAUAAGUAUGGUGUUACAAGACACACAAUAGAGAGAUUAUGGAAAAGAGCAUGCAAUCAAAGAGUUACGGGUGAUGUCAUUGAUGUCAGGUCAAGGAAAAAGGGAACUGUGGGGAGGAAAUCAAUGGAAUAUAGUGAGGAGUUUCUCCAAUCAGUGCCACUGAAUUUACGCACUUCAGUUAGAUGCUUUGCUGGGGCACUCAAAGUGUCUCCUUCAACAAUUUAUAGACUGCUCAAGAAGGGGAAGCUCAGAAGCCAUACAAGUAGCAACCAUCCAAGUUUGACAGAGACUCACAAAUUGGAGAGGAUGAAGUGGGUUCUAUCCCACAUUCUACCUGGCACACCCACUGUACAAGCAGAGUUUAUACACAUGGAGAACAUCAUACACAUUGAUGAGAAAUGGUUCUAUUUGAACCCAGAUACAAGGAGAUUUUAUUUAUUGCCAAGAGAAGAUGAUCCAUAUAGAUGUUGCCAAUCAAAGAGAUUCAAAAUUAAAGCUAUGUUUAUGGGGGUAGUAUCAAAACCAAUGUAUGAUGCUCAAGGUAAUCUCAUUCAUGAUGGCAAGUUUGGCAUCUUUCCUUUUGUAGAGAGGGUGGCAGCAAAAUACACUACCAAAAACAGAGAUAAGGGCACUAUUGAAACAAAGGCUGUUGAGAGGAUCACUCAGAAGGUCAUCAGAGACAUGAUUAUACAGAAUAUACUGCCAUCUAUAAUGAGUAAGUGGCCUGCUGGUAUGUCCAAGGAUAUAUGCAUCCAACAGGACAAUGCUAGGCCUCACAUACAAGGAAAUGAUGAGGCAUUCAAGGCAGCAGCAACUCAAAAUGGGUUCAACAUCAUGCUCAUUCAACAGCCACCUCAGUCCCCAGAUUUAAAUGUUCUUGAUUUGGGUUUUUUUGAGCCAUACAAGCUUUAA
Molecule: messenger RNA, 960 nt
Organism: Beta vulgaris subsp. vulgaris (sugar beet)
Lineage: Eukaryota; Viridiplantae; Streptophyta; Magnoliopsida; Caryophyllales; Amaranthaceae
Exons: 1
Coding region: 1-960 (319 amino acids)
Molecular function (GO): nucleic acid binding
Source: RefSeq, a predicted model, not a curated record